This is a messenger RNA of Ceutorhynchus assimilis (cabbage seed weevil), 1013 nucleotides long. NCBI's taxonomy places the organism in Eukaryota, Metazoa, Arthropoda, Insecta, Coleoptera, Curculionidae. The record is from the annotation of a GenBank genome assembly.
UGACAAUUCUAAAUUCCAUAACCUUCUUUUUUUGUUUUGUUUUAAAAAUUUCAAAUAUUCCUGCUGAUUCUGAUCCAAAAUGUGGCGUAAUUUAUUAGCAAUACCGCAAAAUCUAAUUAAAAAUGCGUCACAAAUAACUAAAACAUUUCCCAAGCAAAUAUCCACUACAAACUCGCUGUCGAUGUUCAUACAAACCCAAGAAACCCCCAACCCAAACAGCCUGAAAUUUCUACCAGGCGUUCAAGUUUUGGACAACGGACACACCAUUGAUUUCCCCAAGCCACAAGAUGCUUUUUGUUCCCCUUUAGCUAAACUACUAUUCCGUAUUGAGGGCGUUAAAAGCGUCUUUUUAGGCUCAGAUUUUAUCACUAUUACUAGAACAGAUGAAGAAAUUGAAUGGAAGAUAAUUAAACCGGAAAUCUUUGCAACUGUUAUGGAUUUUUUCGCUAGUAAUUUGCCUGUGCUCAAUGAAGCUAAACCUAAUCUCGAUACUCAAAUUAAUGAAGAUGAUGAUGAAACAGUCCAAAUGAUAAAAGAAUUACUAGACACAAGAAUAAGGCCUACUGUGCAAGAAGAUGGAGGAGAUAUAAUUUUCAUGGGCUAUGAUGACGGUGUAGUAAAAUUGAAAAUGCAAGGCUCUUGUUCCAGUUGCCCUAGUUCUGUAGUCACUUUGAAAAAUGGAGUGCAAAAUAUGCUACAGUUUUACAUACCCGAAGUUGUAGCUGUUGAACAAGUUACCGAUAAAAGUGAUGAAAUUGUUGAAAAGGUUUUUGAGGAAAUUGAUAAGAAACUUGAUGGCUGAAACUCAACAAAAACAAUAAUCUUUAUUAUUAUCAUCUUUUUGAUUAUUUUUUUUUGGUUUUGUCUCUAGGGUAACUUCUUGUAACCAAUUAUUGUCUUCGUGCCUAUCAGGAUCUAAGUCAGGCAAAGCCUCUGCAAUCCUCUUAAACAACUGCUUAACAUUAUAGCUGCACUUAGCACUAGUUUCAAUAAACAAAACAUCUAAUUCCUUA